This is a messenger RNA of Symbiodinium sp. CCMP2456, 1170 nucleotides long. NCBI's taxonomy places the organism in Eukaryota, Dinophyceae, Suessiales, Symbiodiniaceae. The record is from the annotation of a GenBank genome assembly.
GCCGCUCAAGCUCCGACUGGCAAACAAGAGAAGGUCCAGUGCUUCGGCCGCAAGAAGACGGCCGUGGCCGUUGCAUUGGUUCGCACGGGCAGCGGUCAGGUUCGGCUCAAUGGCUGCCCGUUGCACACAGUAAAGCCUGACAUUCUGCGAGUCAAGGUCUACGAACCUUUGUUGCUCUUGGGGAAGGAUCGUUGCAGCAAGGUGGAUAUCCGAUUACGAGUCAAAGGAGGCGGUUUCACUGGCCAAAUCUACGCCCUCCGUCAGGCUGUAGCAAAGGGCAUCGUUGCAUAUUACCAGAAGUACAUCGAUGAGGCAUCCAAGAAAGAAAUCAAGGACAUACUGAUGGCUUACGAUCGCUCCUUGAUCGUGGCAGAUCCUCGCCGCUGCGAGCCCAAGAAGACGCUCUGCACGUGCUCGCUUCCAGAAGUCAUACCGAUGAGUGCGGAGCUGGACACUGUUCUCGGCUGGGUGCCAAAGCUUGCGUCAAAGGCCAAGAACGGAGACCUUGAGACUGAGAGCCUCAAGAAGGAAGAAGAUGCUGUCUCAGAGGCUGUCCAAGACACGGUGCCGUCCCCGCACGGCGAGACAAGCCUCCGCCCAGCGUUUCCAACCCUCACGGAACUUCAAUCUCAGGUUGACAGGCAGCUUCUUCACGCUACCAGUCGUAAUCACUGGCAGGUGCUGGAGGAAAACAUCAAGCUCUCUCGGGAUCUCAGGAUGGCGCGGGCGGAGCUUGAAACUGGAGAGAUGCGAGAAUGUUGGCAGGAGGAGGUUGAGUUCUGGAAGAGGGAAGUCAUGAACCUGGAGGCAGAGAUACAGGAGCAGAGACAAAACCGAGAAGAGGCCACGGAAUUGACAAGCUCUGUAAAGGUGGCUGAAGUGCCGACUGAAGUUCGAAGUGAGGUUGUCGCUCUUUCCAGGGCAGAGCGCGAGCUAGCAGAGCUUGCACGAGAGCAGGCGCGAUGUGAAGCUGCUGCGAAAGAGGUCGAAGGGCGCAACGCCACCCUCCGGCGAAGCUUGAAGCAGAGUGGGCUGGAACGAGGUGGUGCAGCACGUCUUUUCGUCAACGCAUUGCCCGCCCUGGAUGCGCAAGCUGUUGAGGUCGCCAGAACAGCUCUGAAUGUGCACAUGCAAAAGAUGAAGUUGCAGAGCCAAGCUGCGAAGUCUUGA